This is a messenger RNA of Arxiozyma heterogenica, 5703 nucleotides long. It is a transcript of the gene SEC7, whose product is annotated as Arf family guanine nucleotide exchange factor SEC7. Lineage: Eukaryota; Fungi; Ascomycota; Saccharomycetes; Saccharomycetales; Saccharomycetaceae. The record is from RefSeq and is a predicted model, not a curated record. Gene Ontology annotation, molecular function: guanyl-nucleotide exchange factor activity. The coding region runs from base 1 to 5703 and encodes 1900 amino acids. Gene Ontology annotation, biological process: regulation of ARF protein signal transduction. The transcript has a single exon.
AUGACGGACGUAGAAGACCAAGAAAAUAUACCUAUUCAAGAAAAUGAUAGUCAAGAGAACAUAUCGUCUGUGGAUUUAAACAGUGAGAGAUCUUCUAGUCCAAUCGAUAAUAAUAAUAAUAGUAAUAGUAAUAAUAGUGAUCAUAAUGAUAUUGAUGAUCAAAUAUCAAUAAUUUCAAGCAACGACAAUGGUGAGAAUGACAUAGAUCGUCACAAUAAAAAUCAAUCUUUAUCAAACGCACAAAACGAUGGUGAACAGGUAGCAACAGAUUCAACCAAUAACUUGGAAUUAUCUGGUAAAACAAAUAAAAAUGAUUCAGUUGAUAUGGAUGACCAGAGAUCAAGUGAGGUGUCUAAUAAUUUACAAGAGCCUGCUGUUUCAUUAUCAGAUAUUCCAUCCUCAGGUAGAACACGCACUAGAACGUCCUCCAUUAUUUCAAAUAAUUCAAUUAAUAAUAUCAAAUCUACUUUCCAUUUAGCUAAAGUAACAUUAGAAAAAAUUCAAGAAGAGAAAGAUGUAAAAAAGUACCCAAAUAUACAGAAAGGAGUAGAAAGAGCAUUAAUAAGAUUAAAUGAAAGUUUGCAAAAUCCGGAAAAUAUUAAUAUUACUAAUGAUUCUUUACUUAUUUUUGAUACUCUAAGAAGUUGUUGUCGAACUAAAUCUAGCAAAUUACAAAGAGUAUCUUUAGAUUGCCUGUCCAAAAUGUUUUCCUUUAGAUCGCUUGAUGAAACUCUAUUAGUAAAUCCUCCUGAUUCUUUGGCCUCGAAUGACCAAGUUGUUGAUCCAAACUCUGGCAUUACACCACCUCCAAAACAAACACUAAUUGAUGCAGCUAUUGACACCAUUGCUGAUUGUUUCCAAGGUGAGGGUACCAACGAAAAAGUCGAACUACAGAUUAUUCGUGCUUUAUCUAGCUGUAUCCUUGUUGAAGAUUCUAUAUCUUUAUGCCACGGUGCAUCUUUGUUAAAGGCUAUUAGAACGGUUUACAAUAUUUUUGUUAUGUCUUUAAGCGCUUCGAAUCAAGGUAUUGCUCAGGCAACUCUAACUCAAAUGGUUAGUUCUGUGUUCGAUAAAAUAGAAUUAAAGAAAAAUAAUCAAUCAACAACUUUUAUAAACCGAUCCAAAUCUUUGGUUAAUAGUCUGGACAACCAAGCUGUUUUAUCUGAAGAGGCCCCCAGUUUCAAAGAAGUUGUCACUUUAGAAGAUAUGGGUCGGUUAAAUGAUGAAGAAGAAAGAAUUGUUGAUUCUCAGAAAAAUGAUGCAUUUUCUUCCGGUCAAGAUUUGGUAAUUAAAGAUGCAUUUUUGGUAUUUAGAACCAUGGCAAAGAUAUGUGCAAAGCCUAUAGAGAGUAACCUUGACAUGAGAUCUCAAGCAGUUCGUUCAAAGUUGUUAUCUUUACAUAUAAUUUACUUAAUAAUGAAGGAGCAUGUCGAUGUGUUUUUAUCACCAAAUAUAUUUUUACCUGGUAAAAAAAACGAAACAUUCUUGGAUUCCAUUAAGCAGUACUUAUGCCUAUCAUUAUCUAGAAAUGCUGCUUCCCCAAUACCCCCAGUUUUUGAAAUCACUUUAGAAAUACUUUGGUUAUUGAUUGCUAAUUUGAAAGUUGAGUUUCUAAGAGAAAUUCCCGUUUUCGUUACGGAAAUUUAUUUCCCGAUUGCAGAACUAAGUACUUCAACAGCUCAACAAAAGAGAUAUUUCCUGGUUAUCUUGCAGAGAAUAUGCAAUGAUCCUAGAACGUUGAUUGAAUUCUAUUUGAAUUAUGAUUGCCAUCCUUCCAUGCCAAAUAUCACUGAACAAAUCAUUAAUUAUUUGACAAAAACAGCAUUAACAAGAGUAGAUAUUACACCAUCUCAAAGAUCAUACUAUGAAGAUCAGUUAACAAAACCAUUAUUUACCUAUAAUUUUGACCAAUUACCAUUGUUAACUAUACAAACCUUAUCUUCGACUUCUGGACCACAAGAUGUAUCAUUGUUUCCCGUGGAAUAUGCGUUAAAAAUGACUUCAUUGGGGUGCAUUGUUUCUGUGUUAAAAUCAUUAAGUGCUUGGGCCCACAAAGCAUUGAAUCCUCAAACAAUGCCAAACAAUGCAAAGGAAAACCCACACUUAACAACAGAGCCCACUUUAUCUAGUAUAAAUGUCAAUGACGUUGAUACAUUAAAUAGCCAAGAUAUAGAUGACCCAUUACAAUUGGAAAAUUUGAAACAACGGAAGACUCAAUUAUCUGAUUGUAUUUCGAUAUUCAAUAAUAAGCCAAAAAAAGCUAUUCCAUUAUUAAUUGAAAAAGGAUUCCUGGAAGAUGACUCUCCCAAAUCUAUAGCCAAGUGGUUAUUGACAACAGAUGGUUUAAAUCUGGCUACUGUGGGUGAUUUUCUCGGUGAAGGUGAUGAAAAGAAUAUUGCAAUAAUGCAUGCUUUUGUUGAUGACUUUGAUUUUAUAGGUUUAUCUAUUGUAGAUGCACUUAGGGAAUUUUUACAAGCCUUUAGACUUCCAGGAGAAGGUCAAAAGAUCGAUAGAUUUAUGUUAAAAUUUGCUGAACGAUAUGUAGAACAAAACCCAACUGUUUUCUCAAAAGCCGAUACUGCUUAUGUUUUAUCUUAUUCUUUGAUAAUGCUUAACACAGAUUUACAUUCGUCUCAUAUUAAGAAUAAAAUGUCGUUGGAAGAGUUUUUAGAAAAUAAUGAGGGUAUCGAUAAUGGUCAAGAUUUACCCAGGGAAUUUUUGGUAGGAUUAUUCAAUGAGAUUGCUAACAAUGAAAUUAAAUUACUAUCAGAACAACAUCAAGCUAUGUUAGCAGAAGAUGAAAAUGUUCUUUCAAAUCAACAAUCCUCUGCGUUUAACUUUUUUAGUACUAGAGAUUUACAAAGAGAGGCAUAUAUGCAAGUUUCCAAAGAAAUUGCAUCAAAAACCGAACUUGUAUUUAAAAAUUUGAGCAAAACAAAACUAAAAAAUGAUGGUGAUAUUUAUUAUGCCGCAUCUCAUGUAGAGCACGCCAAGUCUAUUUUCGAGAAUUUGUGGAUGUCUUUCCUGGCAGCUUUAACACCGCCUUUUAAGGAAUACGAUGAUUUGGAAACAACCAACAAAUGUUUGGAAGGAUUAAGAAUUUCUAUUAGAAUAUCUUCUAUAUUUUCCAUUGAUGAUGCUAGACAAUCCUUUAUUGGUGCCUUGGUGCAAUUUUGUAAUUUACAAAACAUUGAAGAAAUCAAAAUAAAAAAUGUAAAUGCAAUGAUAGAACUAUUGGAACUAGCCAUUUCUGAGGGUAAUUAUAUCAAAGAAUCAUGGAAAGAGAUUUUAUUAGUUAUAUCCCAAAUUGAAAGAUUACAACUAAUUUCCAAAGGUAUUGACAGGAACACAAUUCCUGACGUAACGCAAGCACGUGUUACUAAUCCAAGAGUCUCCAUCGAUUCAGCAAAAACCACUCCACAGCCAUAUUUUUUCGAUAUAUGGAGUAAGAGGGCUACGCCGAUGGAACUAGCGUUGGAGAAACAUCUUAAUCAAAAAUUAUCACCUGAUAUGGUGAAAUACAUUUCAUCGAGUGAACUUGUUGUGUUAAUGGACAAUGUAUUUACUAAGAGUGGUGACCUAUCAGCUAAUGCAAUAAUUGAUUUUAUUAGAGCCUUGACUCAGGUCUCUUUAGAAGAAAUUGAGUCGUCUCAACAUACCUCAACUCCAAGAAUGUUUUCUUUACAAAAAAUGAUUGAUGUUUGUUAUUAUAAUAUGGACCGUAUCAGAUUAGAAUGGACACCAAUUUGGGCCGUAAUGGGAUCUGCUUUUAAUAAAAUUGCUACAAACUCUAAUUUAGCUGUUGUUUUCUUUGCAAUUGAUUCUUUACGUCAAUUGUCUGUAAGAUUCUUAGAUAUUGAAGAAUUGAAUGGGUUUGAAUUCCAACAUGAUUUUUUGAAACCAUUUGAGUAUACUGUACAAAAUACAGGUGAUACUGAAGUGCAAGAAAUGAUUAUUGAAUGUUUCCGUAGUUUUAUUUUAUUAAAGUCAGAAAAAAUAAAGUCUGGUUGGAAAUCAAUCCUAAAAUCUUUGCAAUACACAUCCCAAUCAAAAAAUGAAGCUAUUGUCAAUAAGACACAAAGCUUGAUCACCGAUGAUAUUGUCAAGAAGCAUUUUGAAAGUGUGUUUGUUCAAGAGGAUUCAUUUAGCGAAUUAGUUGAUGUGUUUAAAGACAUUACAAAAAAUAGAAAGUUUCAAAAGGCUUCGUUACAUGCAUUAGAAACAUUAAAAACUAUAACUAAUCGUAUUGCUAUAAUAACAUCUAAUGAUCCAGAUUUACCAGAAAGAGAACAUUAUCAGAAAUUGUUACAUGGUAAAGAUGUUUUUGAAGAUGUUUGGUUCCCAAUUCUAUUUUGUUUCAAUGAAACAAUAAUGACAGCGAAUGAUCUUGAGGUAAGAUCGCGUGCUUUGAACAACAUGUUCGAUGCACUUGUUGCUUAUGGUAGUAAUUUUGAUGAAGAAUUUUGGAAGAAGAUAUGUAAUAAGUUAUUAUUUCCUAUCUUUAAUGUUCUAUCUAAACACUGGGAAAUUAACCAAUUCAACAGUCACGAUGAUUUAAGUGUUUGGUUAUCGACCACCUUAAUUCAAGCUUUGAGAAAUCUAAUUGCACUUUUCACUCAUUAUUUUGAAUCCCUAAACAAGAUGCUUGAUGGAUUUUUAAAACUUUUAGUGUCAUGUAUCUGUCAAGAGAAUGAUACUAUUGCAAGAAUUGGAAGGGCCUGUUUGCAACAAUUAAUUUUGCAAAAUGUAACGAAAUUUUCUACAGAACAUUGGGAGUUAAUUGGGGAUGUAUUUAUUAAAUUAUUUGAAUUAACCACUGCUGAAGAAUUAUUUGAAUGUGAUCCGUUACAUCAAGGCAGACGUAAAUCUAUGGCGUUCGACCCAUCUACCCCAAAGAUACCUAAUAUUUCAAAUCAAGAAGACACAAUGCCGGAAACAUUAGAAAGAGCUAAAAAAGAAGCAGGCAGUGAAGAUUUUGUUUUAAACACAGAAAAUGAGAAUAACAACAACAACAAUGUUAAUAAUAACACCAGUAGUGAUUCUAAGUCAUCAGAUAUCGAUAUAGAUAAAGAUAGAGAUCUUUUACGCAAGCAAGUCAAUGUUAAAAACACUAUUGUGGUUAAAUGUAUUUUACAGUUAUUGAUGAUUGAAUUGGUUAGUGAUCUUUAUGAUGAUGAAACAUUUGAACAAAACAUUCCAUGUAAAGAAUCAAUCAAAUUAACAGAACUUUUGGAGAAAUCAUAUGAAUUUGCACAUGAUUUCAAUAAUGAUAUCGGGUUAAGAACAAGAUUGAUGGAAUCUCGUGUCGUUAAUAAUAUUCCUAAUUUAUUAAAACAAGAGACCAGUGCAGCAGCAGUUUUAAUUGAUCUAAUGUUUAAACUAUAUUUAAAUGAUGAUGAAAAGAAGGCUGGAUUGGCUGCUAGGUUGAUAAGGAUAUGUGUUACUGUGGUUAAAUCGUAUAUUUUAUUAGACGAUAGAACGAUGGAACGUACAAUAAUUGCAUGGAGGCCUGUUAUAGUUGAAAUUUUACAAGGUUAUUAUGAAUUUGAUGAUGAAGACUUCAAAGAAUAUGGGACUGUUAUGUAUGGACUGAUUAUUAAAAUAUUGGACAAGAGUGUCCCAAGUGAUCUGAGGUUUGCAAUUAGACAAUUUUUAAGUAGAGUAGGUGAAGUAUAUUUGUCCAUUCCACUAGAAGAUGAUUAA